This is a messenger RNA of Dentiscutata erythropus, 503 nucleotides long. NCBI's taxonomy places the organism in Eukaryota, Fungi, Glomeromycota, Glomeromycetes, Diversisporales, Gigasporaceae. The record is from the annotation of a GenBank genome assembly.
AGCUUAUACGCUACGUUAUAUAACGAUAAUAUGCCUUUCAUAUAUGAACAAUGGAUAAAAAAAAAAACAUUAAAUUAUCUAAAUGAUAUUGAACCUACUAAAAAGCCUAUGAGAGCUCAAGUAUUAGAGGUUUCUACAAUUCGAUUGGAAACAGAUUAUUUGAAAGAAAAAGUCUAUGCCAAAAUCCACGAUAAAGAACUUUGCAUUCGAUGUUUCUUUAGUGAAGAAUGUCUUCAAAAAUUUGAAAGUGAACGAAAAUUGCCUAUAAAUUCAUUAAAGGGUUGCCAUAUCAUAAUUUACGAAUUCUCUUUUCAAUUCAUAAAAGAUUUCUCUAUAAAAUCUCCCGGUUACGAUUGUUUUCUAAACAUCAAAAGGUUCAAUUAUUCAACCAAUGUUUCCGAUGGACUCGAUAGACUUAAUAUGAAGGAACUUUACGAAGAUGAAGACCUUAAAGACGCGUUAAGGAAACGAUAUGAAAUACUUUAUCCGUUUUCUAAUCCUAG